GGUAUAAGGAGCCGUUCUUCUUCCAUGCCCAUACUUGGAGCGAGCGGAUGGGCGAGGUCACUCCCCAGAAACUACCUGCUGAAGCUCAUUUCUCACUUAACCGACAACCCAGAAAGCACACGUUUGAAGAAUAGACUUUUCUCCUCCUCUACACGUAAAGGGAUUACUUUUUACUGUUGGUGGAACGACUAUCCAAAUAUUAUUGAAAACAAAUGGGGGCAUUUUGGUUCGUGGAGUUGGGCGUAUUAAUAUUAUUUCUCCAGGCUUUCAGACCAGGGUCGUCGGAGUCAAAAUGUCUACCAGGUUUCAAUUCAGAAAUAUACAUUUUCAAAGUGGAAAGAUAUCACUUACAAAGUGGCCGGAGACUAGGAAAAGUGGUUUUUGAUGACUGCACCAGCCGUACCAGCUUUCUCUUUCACUCCGAGGAUUCACGCUUCAAAGUAGAUGGCGACGGGACGCUGAAACUGAAGAGGGGGCUGACUCUGCAUAAUGGACAUAAGGAGUUCUAUGUCUCUACCCAGUCCAAGGGCAAGAAGAUCACGGUUCCAGUCAGAGUGCUACAUGAGGCCAGACAUGGCCACCACCACAAUCACCAUGAGAUGACCACCCAGCCCAAGCCAGAAGAAAGUCUGUCUCUACCUGUUCUGAACUUCCCCAAGUCUUCAGGAGGUCUGAAAAGAAGGAAGAGGGACUGGGUCAUUCCUCCCAUCAACUUCCCAGAGAAUGACCGAGGCCCGUUCCCCAAGAAUAUGGUGCAGAUCAAGUCCAGCAAUGAUAAAGAGGUGAAGAUCCAGUACAGCAUCACUGGCACUGGGGCAGACCUACCUCCUGUGGGACUCUUCACUGUGGACAAAAACUCUGGAAUACUCUAUGUGACCCAGCCUUUGGACAGGGAGAGAAAAGACCAAUACAUUCUCCUAGCCCAUGCUGUUGCAGUGGGUGCAGGUAUAGCUGAGGAUCCCAUGGAGAUCAUUGUGAAAGUCAUCGAUAUGAAUGACAACAAACCUGUAUUUACCCAAGAUCCAUUUACGGGAACAGUUCCUGAAGCAUCAAAACCAGGUGAUGAGGUCAUGCAGGUAACGGCCACUGAUGCUGAUGAGGAGGGCUCUGCCAAUUCUGAUGUCAGAUACACCAUUCUCAGUCAGGAGCCUCCACUACCAAGCCCCAACAUGUUUGUCAUCAACCCUGUGACUGGAGGGAUUCGGGUUAACGCACCUGGGUUGGACAGAGAGAAAAUUCCCAAAUAUACUUUGGCAAUCCAAGCUGCCGAUAUGGAGGGAAAUGGCCUUACCGGCUUUGGCAAAGCCAUCAUUACAGUAACUGACAGCAAUGACAACGCGCCACAGUUUGUGACGCCUUCGUACACUGUGUCAGUCCCAGAGAAUAAAGUGGAUGCCUUGGUGGUGAAAAUGCCAGUGACUGAUGGAGAUGAGCCUCACUCCUCUGCCUGGGCCACCACCUACAAGAUAGUUGACGGGGACCCUCAAGGCCUUUUCAGUGUGAGCACAGGCCCUAGCAAGCUGGAGGGCAUCAUUACAACCGCUAAGCCGCUUGACUUUGAGAAGAACAACAAGUACACUCUGCUGGUCACUGUGCAGAAUGAAGUCCCAUUCGCAGUCAGCCUGCCCACCUCCACUGCUACUGUUGUAGUGAAUGUGGAGGAUGUGAAUGAAGCUCCAGUCUUCACCCCAGUGGAGAAGAUUAUCAGGAAACCUGAGGACAUCCCUGUUGACAGUGACCUGGUUCUGUACACCGCCACAGACCCAGACACUGCAAGGAAUCAGAAAGUCACAUACAAGAUACGCAAUGAUCCUGCUGGAUGGCUAAGUAUCAACAAAGACACUGGGCUGAUCAAAGUCAAGAGCCUCAUGGACAGAGAAUCCACUUUUGUCCAAGACAACAAAUACUCUGUUAUUGUUCUGGGCAUCGACAACGAUGAAAUCCCGGCAACUGGCACUGGCACCCUUAUCAUAGAGCUGGAGGAUGUGAAUGAUAAUGCUCCAACCAUCGACGAGAGUGUGAUCAGGGUCUGCAACAAGGAGUCCUCCCCACAGCUGCUGUCAGUCACUGAUAAAGACAGCGCGGGCUUUGCUGCUCCAUACACCGUACAGCUUCAGGGGUCGUCCCAUUCUAACUGGACUGCCAGAAUGAACGACACAAAGACGGGCAUUAUCCUGACACUGAAGACUGUGUUGGACAGUGGCGAUUACAUGGUUGUCCUGAGAGUGUCUGACAACCAGGGCCUGCACCAUGAUAGCACCAUCCAGGCCUCUGUGUGUGACUGCAAAGGAGUAGAUGUCCAGUGUACCGAUAAAGCUGUAGCAGGCUUCGGCAUCUCUAGCAUUCUGGGAAUUCUAGGAGCAGUCUUACUACUCCUAUUGUUGUCUCUUCUGCUGCUCAUGUUCCUGCGGAAGAGAGGUGGUGAGAAGAAGGAGCCUCUGCUGCAAGAGGAUGAUGUCAGGGACAACAUCUACUACUAUGACGAGGAGGGAGGUGGCGAGGAUGACCAGGAUUUCGACUUGAGUGUCCUGCACAGAGGUCUGGAUAACCGUCCUGAUGUUUUCCGUAAUGACAUCGCUCCAACCAUGGCCCGGCCAGAGUAUCGUCCACGACCCGCCAACCCAGCCGACAUUGGCAACUUCAUUGAUGAUAACCUGAAGGCAGCUGACAACGACCCCACUGCCCCUCCCUACGACUCCCUCCUGGUGUUUGACUAUGAAGGAGGUGGCUCUGAGGCCGGCUCCCUCAGUUCCCUCAACUCCUCCAAUUCAGGAGGCGACCAGGACUACGACCUCCUUCAAGAGUGGGGCCCACGCUUCAAGAAGCUGUCUGACAUGUACGGAGGAGGAGAGGAUUGAGAAGUCAGUCAGCCACUAAACCUUUUUGCUUGGAAACUGUCCGGUUCUCCACACUUGGGUCUGUAGACUGAGGUCAUUUCUUUAUUUUCCCCCUUUUUGAUGCGUUUCGGGCACAUCUACAGUUUGGCAAUUUGAUUUGUGCAGACAUGGGACCAUUUUAGAAAAAUGUGUUCAAUGCUCGUCUUCAGCAUGGGGAGGGUGGCACACUCUUGGCUCUGCACUAGCAGGAUGUUGACAUGGAUUUUACACAGUUCAGCAGUUCUUUCUAAUGGACUCUUAACAACCCCAGAUUGUACUUGAAUUUAAUAUGCUUUGUUUGCUGUUUUUUGCUUCUAUGUUGGCGUCGUAUCGAAGUUCUUUUUUAAAAAAUGGAUAUAUAUAUAAAGAUCCUUUGGCAUGAAAUUGAAGUUACUGGAAGCCAAAUGAGCCUUACGAUUUUUGUUAGCAUUUAUUGAGCUUGAUAAUAAACUUAAGUUUGGAUUGCUUUAUUCCUUUUCAUUUUAAUCAUAUUAAUCACUAAGUAUAUAUUUUUUUUUCCUGAAGAAGCUCCGUUCUGCUUUUUUAAAUUAAAGAUAUCCUUUGGUACAAUAUUUGUAUUAAAUACAUUGUAUUUUGUCUUAUUUUGAAUUAAAUGAUUCAAAUUCACAGCUGAGACACUAGAUGGCGAUGAUUGAAUAAAACAGGUCUUGGUCAAUGAAUGAUGGCAUUUCCUUGUCCCGCAGAACAGAUUGUACAAGUUAUAGUUAAGUAAUAAGGCCGGAGGGGGUGUGGUGUAUAUGGUCAACAUAUCUCGGCUAAGGGCUGUUCUUAUCCACGAUGCAGCACGGGGUGCCUGGACAGAGCCUUUAGCCGUGGUUUAUUGGCCAUAUACCACAAAACCCUGAGGUGCCUUACUGGUUACAAAUGUAAUUAGAGCAAUAAAAAUGUGUAUUUUGUCAUAUCAGUCCGUAUACCAUGGGUAUCAGCCAAUCCGCAGGGCUCGAGCCAUUUAUAGGCUACCUUAGACAUUUAGACUCAUGUGUGUGAUUUAAGGCACAAUGUGCAAUUUUAAACAUUUGUUUUGUCUUAGCCUUCAGAGUAGGAGGUUAAGGUCAUUGUAUUUGUAUUUUCCUGCCAUCUGUUCAAGCAAGUGAAUUCUUGCCCACAUCAUAAAUAAAAAGUUACGGUUGCUUUUA
Molecule: messenger RNA, 4033 nt
Organism: Oncorhynchus kisutch (coho salmon)
Lineage: Eukaryota; Metazoa; Chordata; Actinopteri; Salmoniformes; Salmonidae
Product: B-cadherin
Exons: 16
Coding region: 213-2858 (881 amino acids)
Biological process (GO): cell morphogenesis; multicellular organism development; cell migration
Cellular component (GO): cytoplasm; adherens junction; catenin complex
Molecular function (GO): calcium ion binding; cadherin binding; beta-catenin binding
Source: RefSeq, a predicted model, not a curated record